Molecule: messenger RNA, 1559 nt
Organism: Hibiscus syriacus
Lineage: Eukaryota; Viridiplantae; Streptophyta; Magnoliopsida; Malvales; Malvaceae
Product: O-acyltransferase WSD1-like
Exons: 5
Coding region: 30-1478 (482 amino acids)
Biological process (GO): triglyceride biosynthetic process
Cellular component (GO): plasma membrane
Molecular function (GO): long-chain-alcohol O-fatty-acyltransferase activity; diacylglycerol O-acyltransferase activity
Source: RefSeq, a predicted model, not a curated record
UAUCAGUUACCCCAUUUUCUUUUAACUUCAUGGCCAAUCCGGGAACUUUUUCCGACGAGCCAUUGAGUCCCGGUGGCCGGCUUUUCAUUCAACCAAAAACAGAAGUUAUCGUCCACUGCAUCGUCCGUACCAGAAAUCCCAUCGACGUAGAUGCCGCAAAAGCGACCGUGAAGUCUUCCUUUAUGGCACAGCACCCCAGAUUUUGCAGCCUGCUGGUUCGUGACGAGAAUGGUUUCGAGAGCUGGAGAAGAACCCGGCUAAACAUCGACCAACACGUCAUCGUCUUCAACAACCGGCUCGAUAGAUCAGGCAAGUUCAUUGAUGGAACUGAAACCCAAGGUCGUAGCUUCAACGAAGGAGAUGAUGACGAAGUGGCAGUGAAUCAGUAUGUAGCGGAUUUAUCAGUGAGCAGUCCACUGAGUACGGACAAACCCUUGUGGGAACUCCAUCUUUUAACGGCGCACAAGUGCGCCGUGUUCAGGAUUCAUCAUGCUUUAGGGGAUGGGAUCUCUUUGAUGUCCAUUUUGAUGGCGAGUUGCAGGAAGGCAAGCGAUGAGAAUGCGCUCCCCAUGAUGCUUCCCGAGAAGACUAGAGAAUCUAAGGGCGAGAAAAGAAAGGGCAUGUUCUGGUUUCUCGGUGCCUUGUGGGAGUUCUCGAAGAUAGCUUGGUUCACUUUGGUAUUCGUAAUGGAGUUUAUACUGAGGGGUUUUCUUGUUUCUGACCGCAAAACGGUGAUUUCCGGCGGCGAUGGCGUCGAGCUCUGGCCUAGGAAAAUGGUUACCGCUACGUUUUUGCUUGAGGACAUGAAGGAGGUGAAGAAGGCAAUUCCCAAUGCUACUAUUAAUGAUGUCCUGUUCGGGGUGGUGUCAUCCGGGCUAUCAAGAUACUUAGAUCACCGAUCGCCGAACGCCAUGGAUGAGGGCCGUCGUAUGACAGGUGUAGCCAUGGUUAAUUUAAGAUCAAAACCAGGUUUGCAGGAAAUAUCCAAACUAAUGAAGGAUAAUUCAGAAGCACGAUGGGGGAACAGAUUUGGUGUAAUUUUGUUACCUGUGUUCUAUGAUAAAGCUGGUAAUGAUCCUUUGAAGUAUUUGAAGAGAGCAAAGACAAUGGUUGAUAGGAAGAAAAGUUCCCUGGAAGCUUAUUUCUCGUACAGAAUUGGUGAUCUUUUAAUGACCCUGCUAGGAUCUAAGUAUGCUUGUCUGCUUAAUUACAGACUUCUAUGCAAUACCACCUUCACCAUCUCAAACUUGAUGGGCCCUCUAGAGGAAAUCACACUUGCAGGCAACCCUAUCUCUAGCAUUAAGGUCACUACCUCAAGCCUACCACAGGCUAUCACGAUGCACAUGUUGAGUUACGCUGGUAGAGCCGAGAUGCAAAUUCUUGUAGCUAAAGAUAUCAUCCCUGACCCGGAGAUUCUAGCUAAGUGCUUUGAAGAUGCCUUGCUAGAAAUGAAAAUGGCAGCAAUAGCAGGCCAAUAAAGCGUAGAAAAAAGUUAUAGAUUAAUGGUGUAGGAGAGAUUCAUGAACAUUACAUUUAUCAAAUGGAAAUUCUUGUGAGAA